Pseudonaja textilis is the source of this 6880-nucleotide messenger RNA. The record is from RefSeq and is a predicted model, not a curated record. NCBI's taxonomy places the organism in Eukaryota, Metazoa, Chordata, Lepidosauria, Squamata, Elapidae.
GAAUUGAAUUCUGUGGCUUCUGAACUGGCUGCCCGUCAAGAGGAAAGUGAACAUUCACACAAACAUUUAAUUGAACUCAGCCAGGAAUUUAAGCGAAAUGUACCAGAGGAGGUUCGAGAUAUGGUGGCUCCCGUCUUAAAGAGUUUCCAGGCAGAGGUGGUUGCGCUCAGCAAAAGGACCAAGGAAGCUGAGGCCGCGUUCCUGAGCGUUUACAAGCAAUUACUCAAAGCCCCAGCAGACCCUCUGCCCACCCUCGAAGGGCGGCACCAGCCCCUCCACUGCCUUGGCCCCGAGAAACCCCCCCUGAAGGAGCUGAACAGGCCCUGGAAGAAGGAGCUGCUGUUCCCCAAAGAGCAGAAAGAUGGAAGCCUCACCGGUGGACUGGCAGCUUCGGAGGCCAAGCUUGCUGGGCUUAACAGCAAAGCCUUGCUGACCGACUCCUUGUUGCAGAGAAAUGAGGUUGAGAAGCAAAAGGGCCUUCAAGAAGCGCAGUUCACUUUGGCCAGCCGGCUGGGCGAAGCAGAAGAGAAGAUCAAAGUCUUGCAUUCAGCACUAAAGGCUACCCAGACGGAACUGGUUGAGUUGCGAUGUAAAUAUGACGAACAGGCAGCUUCCAAGACAGAGGAAGUGGCCAUGAUCAUGACAAAUCUCGAAAAAGCCAACCAGAGAGCUGAGGCUGCCCAGAGGGAGGUGGAGAGCCUGCGGGAACAGCUUGCUACUGUAAACAGCUCCCUUCGCUUGGCUUGCUGUUCUCCCCAAGGACCAAGUGGGGACAAAGUGAAUUAUUCUUUGUGCCCGGGUCCACGGCUAGAGGCUGCCUUGGCCGCCAAGGAUCGGGAAAUACUUCGACUACUCAAGGAAAUUCAGCAUCUGCAAAACUCCAUGCAAGAAAUAGAAGAUUCUUCGGCCAAUCAAAUUGCAGACCUGGAACGGCAGUUGGCAGCCAAAAGCGAGGCCAUCGAAAAGUUGGAAGAAAAACUUCACGCUCAAUCAGACUACGAAGAGAUCAAGACAGAACUGAGCAUUUUGAAAGCAAUGAAGCUGGCCUCCUCCGAUUGCAACCUGUCCCAGAGGAUCUCAAAACCCUCCGACGCGCUUUUUCUGGGAAAGGAUUCCUUCUACGCAUCUCGGAAGUUCCUCUUGGAAAAACCAAACCUCACCACCAAUCCUGAGGAGGAUCCCUCGGAAGACGAGUCGGUGAAGGACUCCAUGGGCCCCGAGCAACCUUACUCAUCCCCCCAGCAGCUCCUGCCCCCGCCCAGGGAAGACUCCACCUCCCCUCCGCUCCUCCAGCCCCUGCUGGCCCCCACGGUGGCUCCAGAGGUACUGGGGCCCUUUGCAGCUGGGUCUUCGGGGCCAGGGGUGCUGAUGGGGCCCCCGGGUUACAAGAGCGAGAACGGCAACACGGGCAGCUUCCCUUCCGCCUUCUAUGCUGCCAAAGGGCUGGUGCUGCCUGCGAACCCCAACGACGGGAGCCCCCCGAGUGACCAGUCGGAAGGCAGCACCCCCAGCUCAGCCGACGAGGAGCACCUGGACACGGCCGAGAUUGCUUUCCAGGUGAAAGAGCAGCUGCUGAAGCACAACAUCGGCCAACGCGUCUUCGGACAUUACGUCCUGGGCCUCUCGCAGGGCUCGGUCAGCGAGAUCCUGGCCCGGCCCAAGCCUUGGCGCAAGCUGACCGUCAAGGGGAAAGAGCCCUUCAUCAAGAUGAAGCAGUUCCUCUCGGACGAGCAGAACGUCCUAGCGCUGAGAACGAUUCAGGUGCGCCAGAGAGGAAGCAUUACGCCGAGGAUUAGGACUCCAGAAACCGGCUCAGAUGAUGCCAUCAAGAGUAUCUUGGAGCAGGCCAAGAAAGAGAUUGAGUCCCAGAAAGGAGGGGAGGCGAAGAGCACCUCCGCGCCCCAGGCGGCCCCCAACGGCAUCAGCACCAGCAGCUCCGAAGACGCCAUCAAGAACAUCCUGGAACAGGCCCGCCGUGAGAUGCAAGCUCAGCAACAGGCCUUGCUUGAGAUAGAAUCCGGCAGCCCCAGCCAACCCAUCUCCACGCCCCCUGCAGAACCCUCCCCUCUGUCCGCCUUCAGCCAGAACAUCGUCCGCGCCUACAUCAAGCAGGAAGAAGGGAGUGGGCUGGGCAGCAGCGGCAGUGGCAGCGGUGUGACCCAGGCCCCUCUGACGGUGCUUUCCCCUGCCGCCUUCGUGCAGAGCAUCAUCCGCAAGGUCAAGUCGGAGAUUGGCGACGCCGGCUCCUAUUUUGACCAGCACUGGGCGUCCGACAGGAACCUCCUCAACCGGCCUUUCACCUCGGUGUCCCCCUCCCUCUCUUCCUCGUCCAGCUACUCCAGCAUGGCCAACGGACGAGCGUGGCCACGUGGGGAACUUGGGGACUCUGGCCCGAACGAGGAAGACUUGCCCACCUUGGAAGACGAACCUCAUCGGGGGCUAGAAGUCAAGUCAGAAGCGGUGGGUUCCGACGCCCAAGGAAACGGGCGCUUGUCUUACUACCCAUCCUAUGUGCCGAGGACUCUCAAGCCCACCGUCCCCCCGUUGACCCCAGAGCAGUACGAGAUGUACAUGUACAAGGAGGUGGACACCUUGGAACUCACACGGCAAGUCAAGGAGAAGUUGGCGAAGAACGGGAUCUGCCAACGCAUCUUUGGGGAGAAGGUGCUGGGGUUGUCGCAAGGCAGCGUGAGUGACAUGUUGUCCAGGCCCAAACCGUGGAGCAAGCUCACCCAGAAGGGACGGGAACCAUUUAUCCGGAUGCAGCUUUGGCUCUCUGACCAGCUGGGCCAAAACAUCAGCCAGCAGGCCGGCCUUCCUCAAGCCAGCCCCAGAGGGUCUCCGUCUUCUCCUUCCCCACCAGCCAGUCCUUCUGAGCAAGAGGAAAGCCCCCCAGAGCCCCCGAGUCUUGCCCUGGAAAGCAGCAAAGAAAACCAGCAGCCGGAAAGCAAAGCCGCCUCCUUGCUGGGUAGCAAGUUGUGCCCCAACCACAACUCUGUUGGCAUCCAGGAGAUCGUGGCCAUGUCCCCUGAGUUGGACACCUACUGCAUCACCAAGAAGGUCAAGGAAGUCUUGACCGACAACAACCUUGGUCAGCGCCUUUUCGGGGAGAGCAUCCUGGGCUUGACGCAAGGCUCCGUCUCAGACCUCCUUUCCAGGCCCAAGCCUUGGCAUAAACUGAGCCUUAAGGGAAGGGAACCGUUUGUCCGCAUGCAGCUCUGGCUGAACGAUCCUCACAACAUUGACAAACUCCGGGACAUGAAAAAGCUGGAAAAGAAAGCGUAUCUGAAACGUCGUUACGGGCUGAUCAGUGGUGGCUCCGACAGCGAGUCCCCCAACCCUCGUUCCGAGUGUCCCAGUCCCAGCCUUCAGCUGCAAGACCUCAGCCUCCUGCAGAUCAAGAAGCCAAGGGUGGUCUUGGCUCCGGAGGAGAAGGAGACCCUGAAGAGGGCCUACCAGCUGGAACCGUACCCCUCCCAGCAGACGAUCGAGCUGCUCUCCUUCCAGCUCAACCUCAAGACCAACACGGUGAUUAAUUGGUUCCACAAUUACAGGUCUCGGAUGCGCCGAGAGAUGCUAAUGGAAGGCAGCCAGGACGACACAGAUGCCGAGCAGAGCGUGACCCCCGCCGGCCCUUUGCUCAAGGGGGCCCAGCCCCAGAGCCCCGACUCAGAAGGGGAGGAGCAAAAACCCACCUUCAGAAACGUGGAGUGCCAAGGAGAAUGCAAAGCGCUGGUGGAAAUCAAGGAGGAGCAGCUGGAAGCUGGCGACAAAGACGACCGAGUCAGCAGUAGAGAUUGUUGUUGUCCAGAAGGCGAGUUAGAGCCCGUAUCUGCAUCCAGCCCCACGGAAGACCCAGAAGAGCCUGGCUGCGUGGGCCCACACAAACCUCCCAGCCUCACCUGGGCCAGCACCCUACGUAGCAAGACACACCUGCACGGGGCUCACAACUAUUCCAGUUUCCAUAACCCCGUGGAGACCGAAGGCCGCGAGAGGUCUCCCUCGGACCCCGUCAGCUUUAAAUCCGCCUCCGAGUCCUCCCGUUGCAGCCUGGAAGUUUCUCUAACCUCUCCAUCCGCCGCCUCCUCACCGGGACUCCUCAUGUCCGUCUCCCCUGUCCCAUCCUCCUCCGCUCCCAUUUCCCCCUUGCCGGUGAGCGUGGCGGCCACCAAAGGGCAGAGUGCCAGCCCAGCCGCAGAUACAGGCACCACGGCGCCACCCAGCGCAAAACUGACUACAAACACCCAGCGGCGGAACGAGAAAGUGGCUAACCUCAACAGCAUAAUUCACCGGCUGGAAAGAGCUGCCAAUCGCGAGGAGACUCUGGAGUGGGAAUUUUGAAGGGCUGAACGGAAAAAAGAAACUUGUCAGAACCCAAUACCUAAAUAACGUUGUCCAGGUUCUAAACUCCACGGAACACGUGGACAAAAACAGGGAGUCCUUAGCAGAGUGUAUAGAAAAAAAAAACCAGAUCUAUAAAUAUAUAUAUAUAUAUAUAUACAUAUAUAUAUAUAUAUAAACACACAAACACACAUAUUUUAUUAAUUUCAUCAAGUCUAAGGAAGAGACAAAAUCGGCUGCAUUUUCUCGAACACGAGAGAUCGCUGCUCUUUCUUAGCUCCGAAGGUAACCUAAAACCGAAUUUUGGGGGUUUUAAAUGUGAAAACAGACACACAGGAACAAACUGAGAACACUUUUAGAAGGAAAAAAUAUUAAAAUAAUAUUUAUAGACCUCUUUUAGAUAUUUUAAUAAAAGGAAACUUUGGAAUUUAUUAACAGCUCAAGCUGCUUUGAUAUUAAAAGAUAAACUGUAUCAGUUGUAUCAUUAAAUGCCCACUGAAAGUCUUGUAGUUUGCCACUGGAUGAGAUUAAAGAGAAAAAAAAAUAUUAAAAUAAAAUAAAAAAUAGGAACCUUGGCUCAUUGAUCCAAGCCAUCAAGAAGCACUAUGAGACUGACCAAAACGUUACUAAACUUGAUUGGCAGACGCUGCGUUUGUCUGUAAGACUUCGUUCUACUCCACCUGUCAAGAAACGGUUCUCUUGUAGUCCAUGAAGACUCUAAAUUUGGAACCUGCGGUGCCCUCUUGAGUCUGCUAUUUAGUUUGAGUGGUAUGUUCCUUUCCUUUUUAUUUUGUCUGUCUUUCUUUUUGAGGCAACACAGAAAAAAAGAGAGAGGUGUUGCAUGCGAUUGUGUGGAAAUAUGUUUUCAAGGGCCUUGUUGAACAAGAGGUACCCCGAUUCCAGAGAAUGACUUUCUCGCCUUUACAAUCCCAUCCAGAAAGGGGUGUUUUUUUCCCCCACUUAAAAAGCAUCCUUUAGUUUCAAAAAAGGUGCAUUUGCUAAAUGGAACCAUCUGUUACGACUCUGGUUUCCGCCAGAGAAAACUUUCAAGCAGAGGCGUCCAACCUUGGCCACUUUAAAACUUGUGGACUUCAACUUCCAAGCUGGCUGAGGAAUUCUGGGAGUUGACAUCCACAAGUCUUAAAGUGGCCAAGGUUGGACGCCCCUGCUUGAAAGAGAAUUACGACACUUUUUUUAAAAAAGCAUGAAAAUAGUCCCUGCCUGCUUAGUUCAACAUUUCAGGGUUGGAGGAAAGCAGAUAUUUUGACACCUUUUUGACCCGGAGCACUAAAAGAGAACAGAAAUGUUUUCUCCUUGGAGUAGCAGCAAAUACAUUUAAUAAUAACGGUAUGAAUUCACCCCACCCACGUUAAUUCAAAGCGUGGGAGAAAAGGUGAAGAUUAAAUCCAGGCCCUCUUCCUCCUCCUCUCCGCUUCCCAAGGCCUUCUCUGGAUCCCUCUUCCGUGCCAGAAAGAAGGAAGGAUGGAAAUAGCCAGUUUGGGGGAGGAAGCUGGUCCUGGAUUAUUUAAGUAAUUCCCAUCCACUUGACUUUUAUCUCCAAACUAGAUGAAGAGCUGGUGGGACUGUCUUCGAACUAGCAGGUUUCUUCGUUCGAUGGAAGUUUUCAUUAUUUGAAGAAAAGAGACCCUAACGGUGGCCCCCCGUCUUCUCCUGCUUUUAAUGGAGUGAUCUCCUCACGCUUUUCACCCACCCAUUGAUUUGUUCCCACAGAUGCGAUAAAACCCUUUUGAAUCUAAUUUACAAACAGGGAAAGAGAAACCAGUUACCUCCCCCACACACCCCAAUAUAUAUAUAUGUUUGGCCUUCCCAUUAUGUGCAUUUUUAAAAUCAGAACUGAAAGUAUUUUUAUAUAUUUAAUGUUUAUUUCACCCAGUUUGGUCUAUCCGCCGAAAGAACCUGGAAAUGUCAUUUGCCUAGAAACCCCUGAACAAAAUCAACUUCUAUCUAUCCAAAUAAAAUGUGGAGUGGGAUCCAGGGAUUCUUCUUCACCAAAAGCUCGAGAUUAGUUUUAAUGGGACAGGAUUAUUCUUAUUAUUAUUUUUAACGAAGCACUUAAGUGUUGGUUCUCCACCCUUGAGAGAGACCGGUUGUGUUCGAACCUGGCGAGGUGCGUCAGUUCCCCUUUUUCUAGGCGCCUGUACUGUACUUUGAAACAAUUUCUACAAGAUUGACCGGAGUUUGUUAAAUACUGAAAAAAGGCCUAUUACGUUCUGUAAAGAGCCGUUAAAAAAGGAAAAUACAGAAAUUCUAUAACACCUCGGCCUGAUGUCUCCCGUUUAUUGCGCUCAAGGUUUGGGCCUCCGAGUUAACGGCUGCUUUUAUCCACUCCUGUCCCGCAGAACGAAUAAAGCAAAUUUUCCAGGGAAAGCAGCUCUCCAUUAUAAAUGGCGGCGGCCGAAGAGGCUCCUCUUCCAGGUAAGAAAAUGCUGACAAGGGUUAGUUAGUUAGGCAAAGAGAAGAUGGCGUUGCACCUUUGGAAGGAGGAGGCUGAACUGUUCCAGUCCCUUCGUUUCUUGAU